Siniperca chuatsi (mandarin fish) is the source of this 6380-nucleotide messenger RNA. It is a transcript of the gene lingo3a, whose product is annotated as leucine rich repeat and Ig domain containing 3a. NCBI's taxonomy places the organism in Eukaryota, Metazoa, Chordata, Actinopteri, Centrarchiformes, Sinipercidae. The coding region runs from base 1762 to 3594 and encodes 610 amino acids. The record is from RefSeq and is a predicted model, not a curated record. The transcript has 4 exons. Gene Ontology annotation, molecular function: protein binding. Gene Ontology annotation, cellular component: plasma membrane.
ACAAGGAGAUAACAUGUCAGUGUUGUGGUUAUAGCUUGUUGUGCUGCCCACAUAGGGCCAAAAUCAAUGAUUGCAGGUUUAAAUAAACCAAACUUGCAGACUAAUUUCAUAAAUGAAUAAACAGGAACUAGCUGGCUACAUUCAAUAGCAGUUGCCAACCAUGUUAGCAUCUGUUUGGAUGGAGGAAGAGGGGGCGGGGAUUAGUGUUAAUAACUGAACAGUGAGAAUAUCAAAUCAAAAUGUUUAAAUAGACUUUUCAGAUUAAACUUGAUAUUAAGAAAUAAAAAUGAAGAAAUAUAGAGAAACAGACCAAAAAUGAUGAAAUAACGUUUCACAAUAAUAAUUCUGUUUAAAUAAUAUUGAAGUAUUACCAAAUCUAUUGGUAUAUUUAUACAUUUCUCUGUAUAUUCGCAUAUUUAUUUUAGACUGUCUUAAUACAUUUUGUCCCACAUGUAUUUCCAUACAGUCUGUCCCUGCAGAGUAUUGUGAGUAUACCAGCCAGCUGAAAGCUAAAGUGAGCUGAAUUUUUAAGUAGAGAACUCGUCUUCCGUUUUCCCCCACAGGACGUGAAUGCAGCACAAAACAGCCCGAGUGCGAGAGAGAGAGAGAGAGAGAGAGAGAGAGAGGCAGGCAACAGCGCAGAUGAGCCCCAAUGAACAGCAGCCGGGUCCUCUUUAAAACACACACACAUACACUGACACACAAUACGCUCUACAUCCCAUACACACAAAUGCCAAGACAGUUAUACACAUGCAACCCAAUAACGAGAACACCAUCAGUCCGAGCUGCCUGCCGCUGCCUGCGGCAGCCCUCACCGCUUCUCCGAGACACAAAGCUGGGAGCCCGCUGGGAGAGGAGCGGAGAGCCAGGGACUUCAUUUAGGAGGCGGUAGAUAAUUCAGCAGCAGUGCUGGGAAGAGCAGAGACACGGGAGGGAAGGUGAGUGAAUUCAGUUCAGUCCAACUGCUGUUGCUGCCGCUGGAGGAGGAGGAGGAGGAAGCUCGGUGUCUGGAGAGGCUGGGGGAGCAGCAUUUUCCUGCACAGACCCAGCCAGAGCAGACGGCCAGCUGUGAUCCCAGCACCUCCAGGCUUGCAGAUGUGGAAGGAGCGCUGUGCAAGUUCUAGUCCUGGGUAAUCCGCGAAUGGAGGUUGAACUGAAGGAAGAAGAUAGCCGACUUACUUUUCGCUAGAAGCCCUGAAACUGCGUGAUUGGACAAUCACAGAUAUGCACCUAACUCCUAGCUGUUAGUCAGUGUUUUCGCCGCACCUAACCUUAUGGAUAGGCUAACGCAGGUGUCUGGCCAGCUCUGAAGCUAGGCGGAUGAGCCAGGCAGCGGGGCUGACCCCUACCCUACCAGGAUGGGAUAAGGAUGCCCUGUCUACGAGGGCUUCCUGUAGCCAGUUCUACAAGGACAGACCUGGACAGGGAGAAGUAGAGGCUUCCACCCAUGCUUUUUUCACCUGUUCACAGCAGCACAUCAGCUGCUGAGAAAGCUGCUCUACAGACCCUUGGGUGGUGGCCAAGCUUUCCCAAGGGUACAGUCUUCAGUUCCGACGCCAGCCCCCAAUUUUCAGUGGGAUCAGACUGACCGUGGUCAGCAAUACCCAGCAAUCCCACAAAGUCUCAAGCACUGAGACAGGAAUUAUCCACCCUCCUGGAAAAGAAUGCCAUAGAAGGAGUAGAGCUUCAGACACAGCAAGGUGUCUGGCCCAGUGAUUUGACCCCAGACAGGAGCAGGAGGAAGCAGUAGAAAAGAAGGCCAUGGGGGUGAGCCUGGUCCAGGAUGUCAGCUGGCUCCUGCCUUUCCUGUUUUUGCUACUGAUGAUCACAGUGUCACACUGCCAAGGUCAAGGAUGUCCCCAGCGUUGUGAGUGCAUUGCAAAACUCAAGACUGUUUCUUGUUAUGGUAAACGCCUGUCCGCACUGCCAGAUGGCAUCCCACUGGACACCAAGAUCCUGGACCUAAGUGGAAAUAAACUUCGCUGGGUAGAGCACGGUGACCUGCUUCCAUAUCAACGUCUUGAAAAGCUGGACCUGAGUGAGAACAUGAUCAGUGUCUUGGAACCGAAUGCCUUUUCUAGUCUCCAGAACCUGCAGUCGCUUUCACUGAGGGGUAACCAAUUAAAACUGGUCCCCAUGGGGGCUUUCUCACAUCUCUCCAACCUAACUUCAUUGGACCUCAGUGGGAAUAAGAUUGUAAUUCUUUUGGACUUUACUUUCCAAGACCUGAAAAGUCUAAAAAACCUGGAAGUUGGAGACAAUGAUUUGGUUUAUAUUUCCAACAAGGCCUUUCUGGGUCUAGUGGGGCUGAGGGAGCUGACCAUUGAGCGGUGCAACCUGACUUCUGUGUCCAGCCAGUCUUUGUCUUACCUGCAUAAUCUGGUGACUCUGCGGCUCCGCUACCUCAGUAUCUCCAGUUUAGAGGACCAGAACUUCCGUAAGCUGGGAAACCUGAAGGGCCUUGAGAUCGAUCACUGGCCCUUUUUGGAGUACAUUUCCCCUCACAGCCUGCAGGGUCUUAACUUAUCUUGGCUGUCUAUUACGCACACCAACAUCACCUCUGUGCCCACCUCUGCCCUACGCACUCUGGCUCACCUCACCAGCCUCAACCUCUCCUACAACCCUAUCUCUGUGUUGGAGUCCUGGGCUCUGCGGGACCUUGUUAGGCUGAAGGAGCUGCAUCUGGUCAACACAAACCUGGUAGUAGUGCAGCCAUAUGCGCUGGGUGGUCUAAGGCAAAUCCGCCUUCUUAAUCUCUCUGCUAACAACCUGGUGACCCUGGAAGAGGGAGCCUUUCAGUCUGUCAACACUCUGGAGACGAUGCGUUUGGAUGCGAACCCUCUGGCCUGUGACUGCCGCUUGCUAUGGAUCCUUCAGCGCAGGAAGACCCUCAAUUUUGACGGCGCUUCCCCAGUGUGUAUGACGCCGGUUGAGGUGCAGGGACGGGCUCUCAAUGCUUUCUCUGACUCAGCUCUCUUUGAUCACUUUACUUGCCAGAAGCCCAAAAUCCGCAACAGGAAACUGCAGCAGAUAUCUGCCCGUGAGGGGCAGGUUGUGUCAUUCAUUUGUAGAGCAGAAGGUGAGCCAACACCAGUGGUAUUCUGGAUCUCUCCUCAACGCCGCCGCAUCACCACAAAGAGCAGCGGCCGCCUAACUGUGUUACCAGAAGGCACAUUAGAAAUACGGUACGCCCAGGUAACAGAUAGUGGAACCUACAUCUGCAUAGCCAGCAAUGCUGGUGGAAAUGACACCUAUUUUGCCACACUUACAGUUAGUGGGCUGCCACUAGAUGUAGCCCUUAUGGCCAAUCGCACUUACUAUGCUGGGGACCUUAAUGACACAAAUCUGAAUGACACCAGAGUCUUCUUGAAGUUUACUCUGGAUCUCAAGACAAUCCUCAUAUCCACAGCUAUGGGCUGUAUCAUGUUCCUGGGUGUAGUUCUCUUCUGUUUCAUUCUGCUGUUUGUGUGGAGUCGAGGGAGAGGGCAGCACAAGAACAAUUUCUCAGUGGAAUAUUCCUUCAGAAAGGUGGAUGGACCCGCUGCCAGUGGAGGACAGGGUGGGGGGCGCAAGUUCAACAUGAAAAUGAUCUGAUUAUUCGGAUCUGUUUCUCUCAUUAGUAUUCUUCCCCAGAUACUGUUUACAAGCAGUCUCUACAUAAAGGACAUAAAGGGACAAGACACUGGAAUGGACCUUUGUGGUUGCAAAACAUUAAAUACAAUUAUUUAUAGGACAUUUUAUUGAGACAAGGUUUUGUUAUUGAAACUACUGUAUAUAUGAGAGAAAGGAAAUCUGUAUGGAUUUGGUAUAUUUCUAUUGCUUUGUUGUGUGUUCACAUUAUUGUGCAGAAAAGGAAAACUGGACUAUAGUUAAAGAUGUCUCAAAAUGUUGAAUAGGCUGUUAGAAGACAAAGCAACAAAAGCACUCAGAGUACCACCAGUCUUUAACCUCAACAAAGCUCUUGCCAACUCCAUCCUUCUUCCCUACAAGGAACUCUGUCCUCUUCAUCUUUAAAGGACUUCACCUGAGGUGAUUCAAGCUCUCUAUCUCCAAACUCAUGAAUACAUUAUAACAGGGUGGUGCUCAAUGAAUGCCAAGUACUUGCCAAUAUGUAUUUGAAUAGUUCCAGCUAUAUACUGCAUAUUUAGACUCAUUUACAGUCAGGACUUUAGAGCACUUUUGUGACAUAAAUAUAGAUGCUCUGCUUUUUUGCUGAUGGUAGGUUUGUACAGAAUACAUUCGACACCAAGAGACUACUCUCUGCAGCACUGCCAAUUUGACCGUAAAGUACCAUGUAAUGUCAAAGUCAAUGCAACGCCGUGGUAGAGAGAAGUUGCUUCUCAUUGGAUACCACUAAAAGUUGGUCAAAGCCAUUUUUAAACUAAAAUGGGACUCUACAGGUUAAGCUACAGUUAAAGGACCCAAUGCACAUUUGUGUGGUGACAAAUCAGUACAUGCAGAUGCACACUUCCUAGUUAGGUUUUCCAUUGUUGUCUAUUCAGUACACACUAUACAAGAUGCUUACCCUCUUGAUCUGAAAAAAAAAAAGUAAAAGAUGAUUGCAUGUACAGAGUUGGCUUCUUACUUUGAAUUUGUAUUAUUUGUAAACUGAACAUCUGUUGGGGUACAUUGAUCCCAAAGUUGAAUAGAUCAUACUGUAUAGGUAGGAUAUAUACUGUAUAAGAUGUAUUAUACAUUUUGUAAUAAUUGAAAUCCUUGUGGUUAAUAGUACUGUUGAGUGAUCAAUCCAAUUUUUCUGUUCUGCUGUAAUUCUAUUGUUAAAGUUUUGUUUUCAAAUCAAUGAUAUCCAGUCCAGAGCUUUUACAGUCUCACCUUAUCAUGUCAUCAGAUAGAUAUUGCACUGAGACUUGCCUGCUCGCUCCCUGAGCUCACACAAAUCAUGAAGGGCGUUUACAUCGAGUUUCAGUUUACUCGCCUAUUUUUGGCUUUAAGUGACAGUGGGGAGGCUUGGCUGACCAGCGGGGGAAGGAGUUAAGUGGGUUUUCAUCAGGACCUCAAUGUGUUUGAGACACGCAGGGAAAAAUGCUAAUGUGAUAAAGACCUUGCAAACUGGAACAAAGGUCAUAAUGAAACUGAGCCAGAGAGGAGAAGGAGUUGAGGUAUUCUAGGAAGACACUGACACUAUAAUCCAAAGGGCUGGAUGCCAUCUUGAAGUAACAUAACAUGACAUGAAGUAAAAGUUUAAGUAAAAGUGGAUUUAUGAAUGUGAUUUCAAUAUGAUUCAUUCAGCAUUAAGAUGUAAUCAUCCAAUCUGGGAUCAAGAAAUGAUCAGGUGUUUUACCAUAAUAAAGGCUGUUUCUGUACUCCCACAUACAAAAAGCAAAACCAUGUUUUUGGUUCCUUAAUAUGAAUUGGCAGUCACAGCACUUGAAAUGAACACAAAUGCAAAUAUGUCAGUUUUGGGCCUUCUACAGCAUCUGUGGUAGUUUCAGUAUUAUAUAAAAAACAGAAACUUUGGGCAUUAAAUCCAGUUUCUCUCAUAACUUCAGACAUAAUUUGGAGAGAGUUAGAAAUCAGGUGAACUGCUUACACUAUUCUAACUUCAAGGUUUAUCUCUUGAUCUGUGGGUUUAGCCUUAACCAAUACCACCAGUUCAGAUAUCAGUGCUUCCCUUCUACCAUAGCAGCAACUACUGCAGUUCUAACAAUGUUACUCUUCUGCCCUCUGUUGGCUGUAGAUGGUACUGAAUACAACACUAUUACUUGAGUAAGAUAGGAUUUGACCUCCUCAAUCUUCAGACUUUAUAGUAAGCAGUUUAUUCCACUGUAAAGUUGAUGGAGGGCUGACCUGGAUCCAGUAGCAUUGGAAGUGAAAAUCACUUUUGUGUUUAAAUGACACUAACUUAACUUUACUCACACAGUGAACCCCUCCCCUCUACUGCAGGUUAAAACAAACAGGAAGAAUUGCAGACAGAAAAAAGAGGAGCACCAUAUUAAAUCAUUUAGUGUUUCUGUUCAUCCAUAUAUACAAACAUAGCACAUUUUAUAGACUAAACUUAUCAUUUACAAUAUAGAAAUAUUAAUAAUGAACUGUGAAUAUGUUACUGGACUGAUUUGGCUUCCUCUCUGCAUUUUAGAAAUGUAAACAAUUGAUGUUAUUUUUCAUUGUCCUUUACUGAAUUCAUCCUGUAAAUAUGGAAACCACUGUGUCUGGAAAUUGCGCUAGACUGUUUUGUAUUGUAUUGUUUUAUAAAAAUGAAGCACACUGUUUAUAAAGCAUGCUAUAUUAUCUGCUAUGAUGAUGUCUUGUCCCCUGUCCCAUUUUUUUAUAGCAGUCAUUUGGUCACUCAACCCUUAUGGUGGCAGUCUGAGAAGUUGAUUGAGAGUCUACAAUAAACCUGUGACCCCGUCACUGUGAAA